Arctia plantaginis is the source of this 4584-nucleotide messenger RNA. Lineage: Eukaryota; Metazoa; Arthropoda; Insecta; Lepidoptera; Erebidae. The record is from the annotation of a GenBank genome assembly.
AUGUUCAAUAGACUGUGUUGUUAUGUGUUCAUUAGUUUUGUAUUUAUUGAAUUAUCACAAUGUCUAGUCCUCCGCGCAUACCUCUCCCAACAUGGCCUCCACGGCGAGGUGGAGUUCUCCUACAAAAACGAUAGCCUUAUAAGCAUAAGAACAAACUUAAAACCAACUCUUCAAUACCCUGAUGGAGUAUGGCGAUGGGCCAUUCACGAAUUUCCAGUAGACUAUAGACAUUUAUCCAAAGACAGAUGCUCAGAAGCUUACUUAGGUAAAGAAGUUAUUGAUCUCACAGAAGAGUUAGGUUACCUCAUUAUUCCUGGUAAAGAUCAUGCAGAAUAUGAAAGCAAACAGACGCUUACAGGUCCAAAAGGGCUUUGGGGUAAGAGUAUUUUGUUUGAGACUGCAGAAAGGGACAGAAUAAUAUGCGCAUCUAUUGUUGCCACGGAUAAAACCUAUGAGAAGAAUGCUAUAGCAAAAUUCACGUCACCUGUAGCGGGAACGUUGAACUUUAGAUGGCUUGCAGCUCGUGAGUUCGACGACUACGAUUCUUACAUCCAGGCAGACUUGUACCACACCAAGGCCGUACCGGAUAAAGGAGAAUAUACUGAACACAAAUGGAAGUUGUUCGUGACAGACAUUUUCGAUGCAGAUAAAGGAAAUUACGAAGAUAACUGUAAUGUUCUUCAGCUGGUGUUUGAUCCUGAGAAUAGCGGUGACGGUAUGAGUGUAGGAGAUUUGGACAGUAGGUUAGGCCUCAUCAAGGUGGCGAGAGACGCUAACGUAAUGAAGACCAAAACUCUGUUUAAGGAUGAAGUGAUAAACGUACUGAGGAAUGACAUGGAGGUGACUAAGAGGAGUUUGUACGUGGUGAUAUAUGAUAACAGACAUGCUGACAGUUUUCUGGCAUGUGCCAAGUUAAGACUGAUACCACCCAAAAGUACCAAAGCUCUAAUAAACAUGGACGGCAUCAGAGGUAUUGUGGAGUUCAAUCAGCGUUCCCCAUUCGAUCCGACGUGGACCAACUUCCAACUCGGGGCGGCUGACCAGGACUACGAGUCGAACCUCCGAUUCGUGAGCUCUAUCACCCAUUAUUACAUCCGGGAACUGCCACCAAGGAUCCAGGAACCUGAAGACGUGCAAAUUCUCUGCAAUACGACUGGAGCUUUAUAUAACCCCUCAGGGGUGGAUUUGAACAGUAUUCCACCACCAGGCAUGGGCACCCAAGACCAGUACCCUAUUGGAGACUUACUGGGUAAACACAAGGACCGCACGGAGUAUCUAAACCACAAGUACCUCCUGCCGGGGUUGGUGAACGAGCUCAGUGGCGCCUACUGGGAUGUCUACCUCCCUCUGCAGGGACCCCACAGUGUAGUUCACAGAGCCAUGGUGAUCCAAAGACGAAAACCAAAACAGGACGUUUGCGGCACUGUAAUGCUCUACGAGGCUGAUACCGAGUACCAAACCCGGAUGGCGUCAGCGCAAGUGGUCUUCAGAUAUCCGAUAGUGGGUCGCGUCGUCUUCCGACAGCCGCAGGACCGGCCUUGGGAGGACACUGUCAUUAUUGUUGAGAGUAUGGUGCAUGCGGACGGAGCGAACGUAAACAACUCAGCAGAUCACCGGUGGGCGAUUCACGAGCACGCCCCGGGGGCUGACUACUACAACUGGACCGCUCGUUGCCUUAGCGCCGGCCAGGUCUACCAGCCUCACUUGUUGGACAUCGACACAAGGCACCCGGAGUCCUACUGCAGGCCGGGCCUUGAGGGACUCUGUCAACUGGGAGACUUCACUACGAGACACGGUACGUUGUCAGUGGCCGGCAAGAAGGCAGACUCUGCUCGUCUGACGCGGCGCCUGUUCACGGACAGUGUGAUCGCGUUGGCGGGCAAGUACGCCAUCAUGAGGAAGUCGCUCGUCAUAUUCGACGACCACGGGCCCGUCGCCCGCGGGGAGAGAAUGGCCUGCUCUAUAGUAAAUGGGCUCCACCGUCGCAAGGCCGUCAUACGUGACUGGUUUGGAAACGGGAAUCCGGCGCCGGUGAAAGGCAGGAUAGAGAUGACACAGCAAUCAGAGUAUGACGUCACGAAUGUGCAGGUCACGCUGGACUACCUCGAUGACGUCAACAAUUACAAGAUACAUGUGGUGCCUGUGGAGCGGGACUUGGAAUUCCCUUGCGAGAGGACCACGCUUUAUGACACAUUUAAUCCUUUCCACGUCAACAAGAGUCUGAGCCCACCUCCUCUUAAAGGAACUGCAGAUCAGUACGAACUUGGAGACCUGGGCAUCAAGUACGGGAUGAUAGAGUCGCGCUCUCUCACUACUGUAUACAAUGAAACUCAAUUGUCUUUGUUUGGGCUCUACAGCAUCCUGGGUCGGUCUGUUGUACUACAUAGAAAGAACAACCGUCGCUGGGCAUGUUCAUCCAUCGAGCGCGGCUACAGCCCAUCGGAGGCGCGCGAGCUCCGCGCCAUCGCGUCCUUCCACCACCCCGGGGGCUUCGCGCGCGGCUACGUGCGCAUGACGCAGCUCAUACACAACGACGGCAGCGCCAGUGACACAAUCAUUGAAGUCAAGUUGAGGCACCCUGGUGUCAGGGAUACUAACCUAACACGUAACCACAACUGGGCAAUAUUCGUGAAUCCCGUGGGCGUGGACGCAGCGGUCUCAGUGACUAACACAAGAUGCGUCGCUGGCGGCUACAGGUGGAACCCUUACUUCACACAACUAGCGGACCCGUUAAAUCACGAUCUGUACAACCAGGAGUGCGGGGCUGACAACCCUCUGCGGUGUGAUGUCGGAGAUUUGACAGCCAGACUUGGCACUAUUAGUGUCGGCGCUGAGCGUCAGAUGUUCAUAGACAGUAAUUUCCCUCUGGAGGGGAAGGUUAGUGCCCUCGGACGGUCCAUCGUCAUCUUCGGACCCGACAGGAGUUCCGAGAGGUUCGCUUGUGCCAACAUAGAGCCUGACAAGGACAUUAUUAAGUACGUUAAUAUUAUGAAGCCUCCGAGGUUUGUGAUCGGUAUGUUCCUGGAGGAAAUACGUCGCGUGAUGGGCGUGCCCGAGUGGAUGCUGAGCGUGGACGCGCGUCGCACGCGCACUCUCCACGGGGGGACCUGCGUGCAGUUGCUGCUGCACUUCACUGGGCCACAGGCCAACAGGCUCGAGUUGGAUUUCACCAGGUUAUUGGCAUCAGGACGUCUGGACUCGCCGAGUAUACUCAUCCCAGGAUUUGUGAACACCAAACGUAAGAAGACGAUAUCGUAUCGGCACUGUGGGGUCACAGACCCCAACGAGGAGAAGAAGAACACGUACUUCUUCUCCGGGAAUGGAGCGAGUGAUCUACGACCGGAGGCUGUGGUUCCUCUUAUAACUAACUUGGAAAGGUUUUUGGAGUACCUACAUUAUAAAGAUAAAGUUUGUAUUUACAGCUGCGAUGCUGGAGGUUCAGGCAUGUUGCCAAAAGUUCAAGCCAAUCUUGAAGGGCCAUUUUUAUUUUUUGGUUCGAAGUCCUUGGAGAAGUACAAGAGGCCGGCGCUGACGUAUUUAGAUCAAGAUGAUUUGAUGCGCAUCUAUGGUGAGGCAGAGGCCAUAGUUGUCUUCAACAAUCAGGACUCGGUGCCAUUGUCCAGCCUGUAUUUUCCACGUUUGCGCAAAAUGCUCGAAGGUCAAACAACACUGGUCCUGCCUCAAGACUUUCUUGACGUUCAUCCAGAUUACAUCAGCAAUGAGACUCAGGUACUUACUCUCGAAGGUCCAUGGUCAGAGCGUGAUGCACAGAUGACGGAGACUUUCGCCCGGUUACAGGACAUCUAUGGAGCCGGCAAGGUCCUAGGUAUAUUAGGUAACUCAGUAUCCCAGAGCCAGUCCGUAGAUUACUUGGACGGUGAACCUUGGUCGAGAGUACGACGACAAGCGUUCACUAAUGACUCCAUUAGUACUCCGGAUGAGGACAAACCUCAAAAAAGACAGAGACAUGCGCUGUACAAUGCAACAGGCCCUGCUGGAAAAGCGCUCCUGUAUUCAUCGGGUUGGCCAGAACUUCGACGCAUUAAUGGAACUACCAUACGUUUGAGCACACCUGUCGGUUCACCAACCAUCAAACCAACUAGACUUUACACAAUGCUGGUCGUGCGAUUUGUCAAUACAGAGAGCAAAGAUCCCAAAGACAAGAUCACCUUGGAAUUUAGUUUCAAGCAGUCAGCUGGCUGGUGGACGGCAGUGGGUGUUGAAGUUAAAUUUAACUUGGAAACGACAGGGCUUAGUCUUACUGCGCCACCUCCAUCUGACGCACCAUCAGCAGUACUGGGUCGUUCGUACCGUUGCUCUCUGCCACUAGUGUACUCGUCUGAUGAAGCUACAUUGACGUUACCUAAUAUACACGUGCAAAUGUUUAUGGAUAGUACGGAAGCAUUUGAUGAUGCGUUUGACUGUAUUGGAUUUACUACUGUGCCCAUCUGGUCCGGUUUGUUGGCAACCUUCGUCACGCUGAUAUUCCUUGGCGUUACCAUCUCAAUGAUAAUGGACAUCAAAACCAUGGAUUGCUUCGAGAACAACCGGAGCAGGCAACUCACGAUUACAGUCACUGAAUAA